UUGAAAUGCACACCUGUGUUACGUCGAGCAGCUGUUUCUUUCGAUUCCGACGGGUGGGAAAAAUUAGCAACCAAUUUUUCCGAAUAUCUGUGAUAACAAGCCGGCAUGUUUCUAGCCAAUUUAUGUCAACACACUCGUUAUGUGCUGCGAAGCCCAAUCAAAUCUCUAGAGUUUGCUCGUAGUAUGAGCGUAAUGGUGAAAUCGCUCAAGUACGCCAAACAUGGCGAACCGGCUGAGGUGAUGGAGAUUGUCGAGGAUCAGCUGCAGCAACCAAAGGAUAAUGAAGUGUUGGUAAAAGUGCUGGCAGCACCCAUUAAUCCCGCAGAUAUAAACACAAUACAAGGUAAAUAUCCAGUUAAACCAAAGUUUCCUGCCGUUGGUGGCAACGAGUGUGUGGCUGAAGUUGUAUCAGUUGGUAAGAAGGUUUCAAAAUUGUCUACGGGACAACAUGUUAUACCUUUCGCCACUGGUUUGGGUACUUGGACUUCCCACGCUAUUUUCGCCGAAGAGCAACUUAUGCCUGUAUCAUCGAAAAUAGGACUUGCCGAAGCUGCCACUCUUACCGUAAAUCCCUGCACAGCCUAUCGUAUGCUGAAGGAUUUUGUAGCUCUCAGUCCAGAUGAUUGUGUUAUACAGAACGGCGCAAAUAGCGCGGUUGGGCAAGCAGUGCAUCAAUUAUGUAAGGCAUGGAAUAUAAAAUCUGUAGGCAUUGUACGGGAUCGUCCAGAUAUUGGACCUUUAAAGAAUUAUUUAAAAUCGCUUGGUGCUACUGAAGUAUUAACAGAAGAAGAAAUACGUUCUAGUCCACUUUUCAAAGAGAAACAUUUGCCCCGACCGCGCUUAGCGCUGAACUGUGUCGGUGGUAAAAGUGCGACUGAGGUGUCGCGGCAUUUGGCCGACAAAGGUGUUAUGGUGACCUAUGGGGGUAUGUCGCGUGAGCCGGUUGUUGCUAGUACAGCGGCUCUGAUCUUUAAAGAUAUAGCAUUCCGUGGUUUCUGGAUGACUCGUUGGACAAAGGAAAAUUUCGACUCACCACAGCGUACACAAAUGUUCAAUGAAUUAUGUGGAAUGAUUGAGGAAGGUAAAUUCGUUGCACCGGUACAUGAGAUGGUACCAUUUGAACAGUUCAAGGAAGCAAUGGCGGCCGCUCUAAACUUCAAAGGAUUCACUGGCAAGAAAUUCAUAUUGGAUAUGCAAAAUUAAUCAAAUUAAAUAUGUGUCUAUUGUUAUGUUUGUUUUGGGAACUUUAAAAUUUAAUUUUUUCUAAUAAAAAAUUGUAUGGGCUACAGAAAAUUAA
This is a messenger RNA of Anastrepha obliqua, 1297 nucleotides long. RefSeq names its product enoyl-[acyl-carrier-protein] reductase, mitochondrial. Gene Ontology annotation, molecular function: trans-2-enoyl-CoA reductase (NADPH) activity. Gene Ontology annotation, cellular component: mitochondrion. NCBI's taxonomy places the organism in Eukaryota, Metazoa, Arthropoda, Insecta, Diptera, Tephritidae. Gene Ontology annotation, biological process: fatty acid metabolic process. The record is from RefSeq and is a predicted model, not a curated record. The transcript is spliced from 2 exons. The coding region runs from base 106 to 1203 and encodes 365 amino acids.